Molecule: messenger RNA, 3351 nt
Organism: Drosophila yakuba
Lineage: Eukaryota; Metazoa; Arthropoda; Insecta; Diptera; Drosophilidae
Exons: 5
Coding region: 1627-3156 (509 amino acids)
Source: RefSeq, a predicted model, not a curated record
AGUAGCUUGCUUUUGUUUUUACUACGUUUUGCAUUCAUGUAAUACAUGGCUGAGUUUUCCUUUCCAGCGUGCUCACAGGAUACGCAUAGUGGAUUCUUCUUGAAUAAAUUCAACCGGAUAAAACCCACUGACAACAAAAGAUCAAGCCACAACAAUGAGAACCUGAUACGGGAAACCCUUAGAAAACGUCGACUUUUACCAAAUUGUCACCUCAGCGGUUACCCCGCCAGGUUGUCUGAGCCAUUCGAACGGAAUCGAUUAUAGAAGCAAUUUUCUAAUCAAAUUUGGCAAUGCUCGCGGAGCAGCCCCACUAUAGCGCAGCAGGUGUAUGUUGUGUUAAACGGUCGCACCUAGAAAAACUUAACUUAUAAAUCUGUAUUUCAGGCACCAAGCCCGUAUUCCACAGGCAUGUAUCCACAGUCCACAGUCAACAAAUCGUGUGCAGACUAAAAUGCAUUUAGUGGCACACAUUUAUGCAUUAUGCAUGCACUUCAUACCGGUUAUGUGUUGUUUUAAGGUAUCCAAAUCGAGGAACCUCAACUGUAGCUCAUGAAAAUGAAAGGCCAAAAGCCAAGUAAACUAUCACUGGCUGCGAAAACCGAAUCGGUGAAUGGCUCGGCAGCCGGUGCCAGGCUAUACCCUGAAAAUAAGUCCAAGUCAGUGAUAGAUCCUGUGUUACAUCUGUUAGAUACCUUGUAACCCUCAGUCAAAGUAUUCUGUAAGUAAUAGCUUUGUAUUCACCAACUGGUGAUCGACAAAGUAUUCAAUGAGAUAUGUAAUAUUGGAACGAGCUAAGAUCCAUCGGUGGCCCAACUAUAUGGACUCAGAAACUUAUCGCUCUUAAGACUAUGCUGCUUAUGAGAGAAAACAAAUCACUUCCGUAAUUAAGUUUUCCGAGCGUCUUUUUAGAUUUCUCCCUACAUUAGUGGCAUUUAGUGGUAAUGACUAGAGCUUUCCAUUUCAAUGUUUCUCGGCUUCAUUGGUGAGAAUUGUAGUCUUUUAAUGACCCAAGAAUCUACCACGAAGACAAUUUUAAACGAGGGUCCAAAGAUUUCCCGUUUGUGACCUCGGCAGUAAAGAGUAUCUGAAAAUUAGUUUGUUUCGACUGUAGACGUCUAUACUAGUUUGGUGCAAAAUGAUAAUCGCUUGGACUCGGAGUUUCGUGGAGCCAACAAUUAAGUAUACUUGAGUCGGAGUCAGUGUGGUUUCAAAGCUGCUCCGCGCACCACCGAGCCGAAUUCCGAAUCUCAGCUCGGUUUAUCGCUUUUCUAAAGGUCCGGCUACGUAGGAACUAUAGUAAGCCUAUCUCCGUCUUUUAUAAUAAUAGCGAAAGCCAGGCCUGGAGGCAGAGAAUAUCUCGGCGUAGCAUCAAUCACGGAGGGGGAGUGGCCGGUCCACUUCAAACUUACCAUAAACUUACCAACGAUACCGUAAGCUUAGUCUCGAAGAGAAAAUCAAGAGGUGUAUCUCUACAAGCUGAGCGUUUUGGCCACUGUUUUCGUUGCUCUUGCCUUGUUUCGCCUCUCUGGCUCGCUCUCCCUGGAAUGGAGCUGCUUCUAUGUCCGACUUGGUGCAGUGUCUCAGUUGUGGCGAUGAUAGCGAGCGCGCUGAACGCCAGCUGACACAAUGACCACUAACGGCUUUGGGAUUCAGAGCUUAGCAGCGCCAGGGGACGAAGCCAUAGGCUUGCUUUCCUCUCCUUCGGAUAGCUUUUCCAUUUGGGUCGACGGCGAGGAGCACUGGAUAUCCGGCGUGGACUCAAGCACCACCUGCGCAGAUCUAAUCUGCGCGCUAAUCAGCUACCAAACUCCCCAGCAACAUGUGCGCAGCAAGGAAGAAGUACCCGAUCCACAGCAGUUUGCCAUUGUCCAUAAGCAGCGUCACUACGAGGAGUAUUUGGAUAGCAGUGCCAGACUCUUUGAUGUUAUCGCCAGCCUUCACGCUAUGCCGAAAGAGGAAUACCAGCUCCAGCUUCGUCAUUUGGCCACUUCAAAUCGAAAACAAAUCCCGACGACCGAUAAGGACAGUGGAAUGGGCAGUCCAGUAGACAGUUCGCGGAGCAUGCGUUUCCGGCGAAGGGGCAAACACAAGGUGCUGCCCUCCACUAAGACCACGGACAAUACCAACACUAAGCAGUCAAAGAGAAGCCGGAAGCUGCAGCAGAAGAACGACCACUUAACUCCGAACGAGAGUCUGCUUACCAUUAUCCUGGCCCAAGAUGAAACCAUACUCCAGCAAAUGACCAUGUUGCACGAAAAGGAUCGACAGAUCCUCAAAAUCGAGGAGGAAAAGCACCGGGUGAGGGAGCGAGAGCUGGGUAAAAACUACCUCCUUGAGACAUACUUAAAGGACUUGGAUGAGUCCCAGGAAAGGGGCCAGGACUUUAAAGAGAAGGCACAGGGGACACAGGAAGAUCGGAACUUUGAGGCAAUGUCAGGCAUGGAUGAGGAUAGGCCUCUAGAUAGAGCCUUCCGAUCGGCGUUAAACAGUGACACUGGCCAGGACGAGAUCCGACUUUACUGGCUAGAAAAGAUUCACGCGGUAAACAAAAAAUUGCAAUGUGAAGAGGAACUUUUGCUCAGCCUGCACUCCAAGGUACGUAGGCACCAGGUGAAGCUGGCGUACCAAACGAAGAGCGAGGUGCUAGUACAAAUCGAAAGACUCGAUACAGAAUUGGCUGCUCAGGUGGCGGAUAUCCACCAUGUGGAACGAAAACUUUUCACGGCCAAUGAACAGCUUAAAGCCAAACUGGCUGUGCUUGAAUGUUUGAGUCGUGAAUUUGAGACUACGGUAUCUGGUGACGUCCAAGAAGGUGCUGUUGCCGUUGGAAGAAAGACAGUUGCAAAGGAUCAGCUAAGCCAAUCUUCCUCGUCACAUUUAGUUGAUCUCCAACCCCCUGGGAACUGGCUGCACGUUGUUAAGAAACUCUUUGUGGCAGAUCAUUUUAACCAGAGAUUAACGCAUCAUGCACUAAGUGACAGGAACUUAUCGGAUCGAAUAAUACCGGACAAGGGAAUAUCCAAGCAAAUGUUCGAAGAUCUAAGAUCCCCAGAUUCUUCUACCUCAACCAGCGUCCAAAAAAAAGAAUUUGUUUCUAGGCAAGCCACUUCGCUAGCUUCAGAAAUGGACAUUCAACACCUGGGCACCCUUGUUUAAAGCAAAGAACAAGCACCUGACUUCAUGCAAGAAUCUCAUUCCUCCAAAUUAGAAGCCCUCGGCAUCAGCAGUCACCAGAGCACCCAGUCACCCCACCCACCACGUAACUAGAAUGGCCGGCUUUCCUGAGCACGCCCGCGCAGAGGAGACGGAGGUUAAUGUCUGGAUACGCUUUGGUCUUAGGCUGGGCGUCAG